AUGUUCUACCAAUGGGCAUCUGCUGGGGUCUCCCUUCACAUCCCACCAUCCUACCGACAGGCAUCUGCUGGGGUCUCCCUUCACAUCCCACCAUCCUACCGACAGGCAUCUGCUGGGGUCUCCCUUCACAUCCCACCAUCCUACCGACAGGCAUCUGCUGGGGUCUCCCUUCACAUCCCACCAUCCUACCGACAGGCAUCUGCUGGGGUCUCCCUUCACAUCCCACCAUCCUACCGACAGGCAUCUGCUGGGGUCUCCCUUCACAUCCCACCAUCCUACCGACAGGCAUCUGCUGGGGUCUCCCUUCACAUCCCACCAUCCUACCGACAGGCAUCUGCUGGGGUCUCCCUUCACAUCCCACCAUCCUACCGACAGGCAUCUGCUGGGGUCUCCCUUCACAUCCCACCAUCCUACCGACAGGCAUCUGCUGGGGUCUCCCUUCACAUCCCACCAUCCUACCGACAGGCAUCUGCUGGGGUCUCCCUUCACAUCCCACCAUCCUACCGACAGGCAUCUGCUGGGGUCUCCCUUCACAUCCCACCAUCCUACCGACAGGCAUCUGCUGGGGUCUCCCUUCACAUCCCACCAUCCUACCGACAGGCAUCUGCUGGGGUCUCCCUUCACAUCCCACCAUCCUACCGACAGGCAUCUGCUGGGGUCUCCCUUCACAUCCCACCAUCCUACCGACAGGCAUCUGCUGGGGUCUCCCUUCACAUCCCACCAUCCUACCGACAGGCAUCUGCUGGGGUCUCCCUUCACAUCCCACCAUCCUACCGACAGGCAUCUGCUGGGGUCUCCCUUCACAUCCCACCAUCCUACCGACAGGCAUCUGCUGGGGUCUCCCUUCACAUCCCACCAUCCUACCGACAGGCAUCUGCUGGGGUCUCCCUUCACAUCCCACCAUCCUACCGACAGGCAUCUGCUGGGGUCUCCCUUCACAUCCCACCAUCCUACCGACAGGCAUCUGCUGGGGUCUCCCUUCACAUCCCACCAUCCUACCCACAGGCAUCUGCUGGGGUCUCCCUUCACAUCCCACCAUCCUACCGACGGGCAUCUGCUGGGGUCUCCCUUCACAUCCCACCAUCCUACCGACAGGCAUCUGCUGGGGUCUCCCUUCACAUCCCACCAUCCUAUCCCUGGAUGGAUGUUGAUGUUGACACUCAUAGACAGAUACAGCUUCUCGUGACCUGCAGCAAAAACACUAGCUUUCUCCUUUCUUGACUCUUCAUUCUAAACAGAUUCAUAAAGCUGCUAGUUAUUCUGGAAGGAAUAAAAGUGAUGGUUCCACCUGCUGUUUUUCUAGUUUAUCGUUUUCAUUUAAUAUAGUACACUGAGGAUUGGCUGUAAGCUACGAUUCACUAGAUGUUGGUUGAAUGGAUCAUUUGUUAUUUGUGGUUUUACAUCUGUAUGUAUGAUGAAAAGCAGAUGAACAAACAGGUCAUUGGAGAGUCUUGGACCUGAGUAGGAGAGGAGAUGUAUGUCAUUUCACCCAGCAUAUCCUUCCUUUGUGCUAUCAACAGAAUGCAGAUCAGGCCUUGAACUCUUCACCACCCUGUUUAUGUGCCUCUACUGUAUAUGGCCCUGGAACCAUCCCAAAUUUCACCCUAUUCCCUAUAUAGUGCAGUACACCCUGGUCAAAAGUAGUGCACUAUAUAGGGAAUAGGGAAUUAUUUGGUACACCUGCCUCCCUCUGUAACGACACCGUAGCUCUCGUUAUUACACCUGCAUCUCCUACUGAUCUGUUAUGGGCAUGGUGCGUCAUCACAUCCUGGAUUAGACCCACUCCAUCUCCUACUGAUCUGUUAUGGGCAUGGUGCGUCAUCACAUCCUGGGUUAGACCGUCACUACAUCACACCACUCCAUCCUGGGUCAGUCACCUCACUACAUCACCCUCCAUCCUGGGUUAGGUAAGACCCUCACUACAUCACACCACUCCAUCCUGGGUAGGAAGACCCUCACUACAUCACACCACUCCAUCCUGGGUUGUAAGACCCUCACUAUAUCACACCACCCAUCCUGGGUUAGGUAAGACCCUCAUACAUCACACCACUCCAUCCUGGGGUAAGACCCUCACUACAUCAACCACUCCAUCCUGGGUUAGGUAAGACCCUCAAUACAUCACACCACUCCAUCCUGGGUAAGACCCUCACUACAUCACACCACUCCAUCCUGGGUUAGGUAAGACCCUCAAUACAUCACACCACUCCAUCCUGGGUAGGUAAGACCCUCACUACAUCACACCACUCCAUCCUGGGUUAGGUAAGACCCUCACUACAUCACACCACUCCAUCCUGGUAGGUAAGACCCUCAUACAUCACACCACUCCAUCCUGGGUAUAGACCCUCACUACAUCACACCACUCCAUCCUGGGUAGGUAAGACCCUCACUACAUCACACCACUCCAUCCUGGGUUUAAAGACCCUCACUACAUCACACCACUCCAUCCUGGGUUAGGUAAGACCCUCACUACAUCACACCACUCCAUCCUGGGUAUAAGACCCUCACUACAUCACACCACUCCAUCCUGGGUUGGUAAGACCCAUCACUACAUCACACCACUCCAUCCUGGGUUAGGUAAGACCCUCACUACAUCACACCACUCCAUCCUGGGUUUGGUAAGACCCUCACUACAUCACACCACUCCAUCCUGGGUUAGGUAAGACCCUCACUACAUCACACCACUCCAUCCUGGGUAAGACCCUCACUACAUCACACCACUCCAUCCUGGGUUAGGUAAGACCCUCAAUACAUCACACCACUCCAUCCUGGGGUAAGACCCUCACUACAUCACACCACUCCAUCCUGGGUUAGGUAAGACCAUCACUACAUCACACCACUCCAUCCUGGGUUAGGUAAGACCCUCACUACAUCACACCACUCCAUCCUGGGUUUGGUAAGACCCUCACUACAUCACACCACUCCAUCCUGGGUUAGGUAAGACCCUCACUACAUCACACCACUCCAUCCUGGGUUAGGUAAGACCCUCACUACAUCACACCACUCCAUCCUGGGUUAGGUAAGACCCUCACUACAUCACACCACUCCAUCCUGGGUUAGACCCUCACUACAUCUAACCACUCCAUCCUGGGUUAGGUAAGACCCUCACUAAUCACACCACUCCAUCCUGGGUUAGACCCUCACUACAUCACACCACUCCAUCCUGGGUUAGGUAAGACCCUCACUACAUCACACCCACUCCAUCCUGGGUAAGACCCCUCACCACAUCACACCACUCCAUCCUGGGUUAGGUAAGACCUCACUACAUCACACCACUCCAUCCUGGGUUAGGUAAGACCCUCACUACAUCACACCACUCCAUCCUGGGUUAGGUAAGACCUCACUACAUCACACCACUCCAUCCUGGGUAAGACCUCACUACAUCACACACUCCAUCCUGGUUAGGUUAAGGACCCUCAAUACAUCACACCCCCCAACUCCAUCCUGGGUAAAGACCUCACUACAUCACACCACUCCAUCCUGGUUAGGUAAGACCAUCACUACAUCACACCACUCCAUCCUGGGUUAGGUAGGACCCUCACUACAUCCACACCACUCCAUCCUGGGUUUGGUAUAGACCCUCACUACAUCACACCACUCCAUCCUGGGUUAGGUUAAGACCCUCACUACAUCACACCACUCCAUCCUGGGUUAGGUAAGACCCUCACUACAUCACACCACUCCAUCCUGGGUUAGGUAAGGACCCUCAACUACAUUCACACCACUCAAUCCUGGGUUAGGUAAGACCCUCACUACAUCACACCACUUCCAUCCUGGGUUAGUAAGACCCUCACUACAUCACACCACUCAUCCUGGGUUAGGUAAGACCCUCACUACAUCACACCACUCCAUCCUGGGUUAGGUAACCCUCACUACAUCACACCACUCCAUCCUGGGUUAGGUAAGACCCUCACUACAUCACACCACUCCAUCCUGGUUUAGACCUCCACUACAUCACCACCACUCCAUCCUGGUUGGUUAGACCCUCACUACAUCACACCACUCCAUCCUGGGUUAGGUAGACCCUCACUACAUCACACCACUCCAUCCUGGGUUAGUAAGACCCUCACUACAUCACACCCACUCCAUCCUGGGGAUUAGACCCUCACUACAUCAACACCACUCAUCCUGGGUUAGGUAAGACCCUCACUACAUCAACACCACUCCAUCCUGGGUUAGGUAAGACCCUCACUACAUCACACCACUCCAUCCUGGGUUAGGACCCUCACUACAUCACACCACUCCAUCCUGGGUUAGGUAAGACCCUCACUACAUCACACCACUCCAUCCUGGGUAGUAAGACCCUCACUACAUCACACCACCUCCAUCCUGGGUUAGGUAAGACCCUCACAUCACACUACAUCGUAGGUAAACCUCACAUCACCCCACUCAUCUGGGUUAGGUAAGACCCUCAUACAUACACUCCAUCCGGUGACCUCACUCCCCAUCUCUGGGUUAGGUAAGACCCUCACUACAUCACACCACUCCAUCAUGGGUUAGGUAAGACCCUCACUACAUCACACCACUCCAUCCUGGGUUAGGUAAGACCCUCACUACAUCACACCACUCCAUCCUGGAUUAGACCCUCACUACAUCACACCACUCCAUCCUGGGUGAGGUAAGACCCUCACUACAUCACACCACACCACUCCAUCCUGGGUUAGGUUAGACCCUCACUACAUCACACCACUCCAUCCUGGGUUAGGUAAGACCCUCACUACAUCAGACCACUCCAUCCUGGGUUAGGUAAGACCCUCACUACAUCACACCACUCCAUCCUGGGUUAGGUAAGACCCUCACUACAUCACACCACUCCAUCCUGGGUUAGGUAAGACCCUCACUACAUCACACCACUCCAUUCUGGGUUAGACCCUCACUACAUCACACCACUCCAUCCUGGGUUAGGUAAGACCCUCACUACAUCACACCACUCCAUCCUGGGUUAGGUUAGACCCUCACUACAUCACACCACUCCAUCCUGGGUUAGACCCUCACUACAUCACACCACUCCAUCCUGGGUUAGGUAAGACCCUCACUACAUCACACCACUCCAUCCUGGGUUAGGUAAGACCCUCACUACAUCACACCACUCCAUCCUGGGUUAGGUAAGACCCUCACUACAUCACACCACUCCAUCCUGGGUUAGACCCUCACUACAUCACACCACUCCAUCCUGGGUUAGGUAAGACCCUCACUACAUCAGACCACUCCAUCCUGGGUUAGGUAAGACCCUCACUACAUCACACCACUCCAUCCUGGGUUAGACCCUCACUACAUCACACCACUCCAUCCUGGGUUAGGUAAGACCCUCACUACAUCACACCACUCCAUCCUGGGUAAAACCCUCACUACAUCACACCACUCCAUCCUGGGUUAGGUAAGACCCUCACUACAUCACACCACUCCAUCCUGGGUUAGGUAAGACCCUCACUACAUCACACCACUCCAUCCUGGGUUAGGUAAGACCCUCACUACAUCACACCACUCCAUUCUGGGUUAGACCCUCACUACAUCACACCACUCCAUCCUGGGUUAGGUAAGACCCUCACUACAUCACACCACUCCAUCCUGGGUUAGGUUAGACCCUCACUACAUCACACCACUCCAUCCUGGGUUAGACCCUCACUACAUCACACCACUCCAUCCUGGGUUAGGUAAGACCCUCACUACAUCACACCACUCCAUCCUGGGUUAGGUAAGACCCUCACUACAUCACACCACUCCAUCCUGGGUUAGGUAAGACCCUCACUACAUCACACCACUCCAUCCUGGGUUAGACCCUCACUACAUCACACCACUCCAUCCUGGGUUAGGUAAGACCCUCACUACAUCAGACCACUCCAUCCUGGGUUAGGUAAGACCCUCACUACAUCACACCACUCCAUCCUGGGUUAGACCCUCACUACAUCACACCACUCCAUCCUGGGUUAGGUAAGACCCUCACUACAUCACACCACUCCAUCCUGGGUAAAACCCUCACUACAUCACACCACUCCAUCCUGGGUUAGGUAAGACCCUCACUACAUCACACCACUCCAUCCUGGGUUAGGUAAGACCCUCACUACAUCACACCACUCCAUCCUGGGUUAGGUAAGACCCUCACUACAUCACACCACUCCAUCCUGGGUUAGGUAAGACCCUCACUACAUCACACCACUCCAUCCUGGGUUAGGUAAGACCCUCACUAUAUCACACCACUCCAUCCUGGGUAAGACCCUCACUACAUCACACCACUCCAUCCUGGGUUAGGUAAGACCCUCACUACAUCACACCACUCCAUCCUGGGUUAGGUAAGACCCUCACUACAUCACACCACUCCAUCCUGGGUUAGACCCUCACUACAUCACACCACUCCAUCCUGGGUUAGAUAAGACCCUCACUACAUGCUGUCCAAGCAUCGCCUGAGCCUCCCUCUCCUCCAUUCUCUCUUCUUUACACCCCGAAAGCAGACAACGACUCAUUUCUCACCUCUACUUUUUUAACAUGGUGAUAAAUCGCCCAACGAAACUAAUACCAAUAUCAACUUAGUAGAUUUUGAGGAGACUAAUCUCUCACCUCUGCAACAAUACUUUUGUCUAAGUGUUGUAUCAAAAAAACCAACACAAUGAAUCCCUCUGUUGUUGGUUCUGUCUACACAAUCACCCAGAAUAAACCUGAGUAUGUUAAAACUAUAUAGACCAUUGGCCUAAUGAAUGGAUAAAUCACAAAUGAAGUAGAGGGUAGUUUCCGGGGCUAUCCAUAUCACCCUGUCCUUCGUUCUGCUGUAGAGGGAUAUUUAUUCCGGAGCAUCCAAAUCACCCUGUCCUUCGUUCUGCUGUAGAGGGAUAGUUAUUCCGGAGCAUCCAAAUCACCCUGUCCUUCGUUCUGCUGUAGAGGGAUAGUUAUUCCGGAGCAUCCAAAUCACCCUGUCCUUCGUUCUGCUGUAGAGGGAUAGUUAUUCCGGAGCAUCCAAAUCACCCUGUCCUUCGUUCUGCUGUAGAGGGAUAUUUAUUCCGGAGCAUCCAAAUCACCCUGUCCUUCGUUCUGCUGUAGAGGGAUAGUUAUUCCGGAGCAUCCAAAUCACCCUGUCCUUCGUUCUGCUGUAGAGGGAUAGUUAUUCCGGAGCAUCCAAAUCACCCUGUCCUUCGUUCUGCUGUAGAGGGAUAGUUAUUCUGGAACAUCCAUAUCACCCUGUCCUUCGUUCUGCUGUAGAGGGAUAUUUAUUCCGGAGCAUCCAAAUCACCCUGUCCUUCGUUCUGCUGUAGAGGGAUAGUUAUUCCGGAGCAUCCAAAUCACCCUGUCCUUCGUUCUGCUGUAGAGGGAUAGUUAUUCCGGAGCAUCCAAAUCACCCUGUCCUUCGUUCUGCUGUAGAGGGAUAGUUAUUCCGGAGCAUCCAAAUCACCCUGUCCUUCGUUCUGCUGUAGAGGGAUAGUUAUUCUGGAGCAUCCAAAUCACCCUGUCCUUCGUUCUGCUGUAGAGGGAUAGUUAUUCCGGAGCAUCCAAAUCACCCUGUCCUUCGUUCUGCUGUAGAGGGAUAGUUAUUCUGGAACAUCCAAAUCACCCUGUCCUUCGUUCUGCUGUAGAGGGAUAGUUAUUCUGGAACAUCCAAAUCACCCUGUCCUUCGUUCUGCUGUAGAGGGAUAGUUAUUCCGGAGCAUCCAAAUCACCCUGUCCUUCGUUCUGCUGUAGAGGGAUAGUUAUUCCGGAGCAUCCAAAUCACCCUGUCCUUCGUUCUGCUGUAGAGGGAUAGUUAUUCCGGAGCAUCCAACGAAUAUCUUCUUUACAUUUUAGGCAGCAGCCGUGCUGAAGUCAGAUGACUGAAGAGACUGGCUGCGGUUCGCUAGGGAUGAUAUACAGAAGGAAAACAGAGGAGAUGAGGUCAUCAAUCCUAGAGACCUAAUGUAUGGCUCUGUGCACAACACGCUAUCUGCUAUAACCACCCCCUUUGUCAUCACCACCACAGCAAACUACUUCCAAAAUUGCUGAAAAAAAGUUCAAUUGCAAUUUGCCAGAGGCCAAAGACGAACAUGAAUUCAUGCUUUUUGAAACACUGUAGUCAUGAUGAGUGAUGGUUAAUAAAUUGGUACUAGUUUAUCAAUUCAUGGUAGUCGGAUAACUAGCAAAACGCAACUUUUCAUAAUGGCAUAUUUAAUUUUUCAUGUUGCAUUCAGGAACUAUAGCAUUCUACAAUAGAGCAUAAUAAUGAAAUAAUACAAGAAAUGAUUCAUCACACAAGCUGAAAAUAAUGUUGACAUUGUGUUACAACACAGCUACUAACUGUAGCCUACUGUAACAUGACAACAACACAGCUACAUACUGCAGUCUACUAUGAUUUGACAACAACACAGCUACAUACUGCAGUCUACUAUGAUAUGACAACAACACAGCUACAUACUGCAGUCUACUAUGAUUUGACAACAACACAGCUACUAACUGUAGCCUACUGUAACAUGACAACAACACAGCUACAUACUGCAGUCUACUAUGAUAUGACAACAACACAGCUACAUACUGCAGUCUACUAUGAUAUGACAACAACACAGCUACAUACUGCAGUCUACUAUGAUUUGACAACAACACAGCUACAUACUGCAGUCUACUAUGAUAUGACAACAACACAGCUACUAACUGUAGCCUACUGUAACAUGACAACAACACAGCUACAUACUGCAGUCUACUAUGAUUUGACAACAACACAGCUACAUACUGCAGUCUACUAUGAUAUGACAACAACACAGCUACAUACUGCAGUCUACUAUGAUAUGACAACAACACAGCUACUAACUGUAGCCUACUGUAACAUGACAACAACACAGCUACAUACUGCAGUCUACUAUGAUAUGACAACAACACAGCUACAUACUGCAGUCUACUAUGAUUUGACAACAACACAGCUACAUACUGCAGUCUACUAUGAUUUGACAACAACACAGCUACAUACUGCAGUCUACUAUGAUUUGACAACAACACAGCUACAUACUGCAGUCUACUAUGAUUUGACAACAACACAGCUACAUACUGCAGUCUACUAUGAUAUGACAACAACACAGCUACAUACUGCAGUCUACUAUGAUUUGACAACAACACAGCUACAUACUGCAGUCUACUAUGAUAUGACAACAACACAGCUAUUUAGUCAACAGUCAGUGUGUGGUUCGCUGUGCAUCAAAUCCAAGUCAAACACUACGUUGAAAAGGGAGGAAUGGAGGAAAUUACACACUAAAAUUAAAACUAUUAGCAAAACCUUACACUCAAGGAGCAAAACACCGGCCUAGAUUUGCAUAACUGUAAGCACAUUGUCAGCUUCACACUUUUUACAAAACAUUAAACACACUUGUAUGCAUUUGACACAGAAAUGUAUCAUGAUGUCAUUUCCUUGCAAUUUCAAAGCAAAGGCUUUCAAAUGAACACACCCCAUGAACCAAUUGGUUAAACACAGCCACCAGGUGUGCACACACACUGGUGCUUAAUUGUAGACACACCAAUCAGGUUUAAGCACUAUAAAAAGGCAACAGGUAAGUUCACCUGUCUUCAAAAAAAAUGGACAGUGUCAGAGGAAGAGGAAGAGGAAGAGGAAGAGGAAGAGGGAGAGGGAGAGGGAGAGGGAGAGGGAGAGGGAGAGGGAGAGGGAGAGGAAGAGGGAGAGGGAGAGGGAGAGGGAGAGGGAGAGGGAGAGGGAGACCUGGAGGAGGGGUAGGACAUGCACAAAGAAGAAGACAACCAAAUCUGUGUAACGAAAUUCGUGCUACAAUUGUGGACCAUGUAAUAAACCACGGACUAACACUGAGGGAGGCUGGACUGAGAGUACAGCCUAACCUAAGCAGGUACACGGUGGCAUCAAUAGUUCGGACAUUUCGUCAAGAGCACAGGUGAGAAACGUAUCUUCUGUCAACAAAAUCCAUAGCUUACUGCAUGUACUAUAUCAACAGUUUUGGUAUCGAUUCCUGUAUCAUUUUACAGUAAGCUACAUGUAUUUUGUUUGGCCAACACAGGAUUGAACGUCGAGAAAACCAAGGAGGGAGGGGCCCCAUAUUCACACAGGAACAAGAGAGAGAGAUCAUAAACCUAGUUUUGGCCAAUAAUGCAAUCGGACAUAGAGAAAUUCAAGCCCAUAUUGUCAAUGAUCACCGAAUUUUCAAGUGCCAUUUGACAGAAAUUCAGACAGGGUGAAAGUCCUGCGGCGUGAAUAUGUGGUGGUACGUUUUGUUCACUGACUGUAGUAUUGUGUACUGCACACAUAACCUUUUUACUGUACAUGUAAUUUUACUGUAUAGCAGACCUACAGUAACUUGAUCUACACAACGUGCUAUUUUGCUGUAUUUCAGAGAGUUUUGCAAAUGGAUGCGGAGGAAGUCCAGCAUGAGUUUAUAUACAUUGAUGAUGCUGGAUUUAACCUGACAACAGUGAGAAGAAGGGGAAGAAACAAUUUUGGCCACAGGGCUAUUGUCAAUGUAAUGGGCAACGUGGGGGUAACAUUACCCUUUGUGCUGCCAUUACACAGAAUGGGGUCCUCCACCGCCAUGCCAACUUGGGUCCUUACAACACUGACCUCAUUCUUACAUUUUUAGACAGAUUACACAAUAUUAUCACAGCAGCAAACCAAAGGGACCAGAUGCAAUACGUUGUCGUCUGGGACAAUGUAGCUUUCCAACAUUCUGCUCUGGUCCAAAACUGGUUUCAUCAACACCCACAAUUUACAGUUCAAUACCUUCCACCACACUCCCCCCUUCCUAAACCCCAUCGAGGAGUUCUUCUCAGCAUGGCGGUGGAAGGUUUAUGAUCUCCGGCCCUAUGUCCAGAUGGCCCUCAUUCAAGCUAUGGUGGAAGCAUGUGAUCAAAUUGAAGCAGCAUCCACACAAGGGUGGAUUCGUCACUCCAAAAGAUUCUUCCCACGUUGCCUUGCAAAUGAAAAUAUAGCCUGUGAUGUUGACGAGGCCCUGUGGCCAGAUCCAGCUAGGCGGAGAGAUGUUUAGGUUAUUUUUCUUUUUUAUUCGGUACUGAACUGGAUAUGUAAUUUAUCUUACAGUAUUACUGUAAGCUUACAGUACAAUGGUACGUUCAGUAAUACUGUAUGAAAACUGGAAAAUGUUUUGUUAUGAAUGUUUUGUUGAAAUGUUCAGUAUUGACUGACUUGAGUACAUGAAAAUAAAUACAUAUUUUCAUUAGUCUGCACGAAUGGUGUCGUGUUGUGUUGGUGAAUUUAUUUUGACACUUUCUCUGUGUAAAUGCUAAAAGUGUUUUAUGUUGAGCACAGGAGUGUUUAACUGACUCAAACAGAAUCAGACCAUAUGAUGGUUGGGUUUAUGUUAUGAGAACCGGUAAGUCGUCAGCAUGCACUAAACAUUACGCUACUCUCAAUUGUCAAAUGACUGCAUACCAAUGUGCAUCACAGAGUAGGUGAUGUGACCAAGUGUCUUCUUACUGUAAUGUUCCCUGUAGAAUUGAGACUAGGCCAAAUAGGGGAGGCAGAGGCAAAAUUCUGACUGACCAACAAGAGCAGGCUGUGGUCGAUUUGGUUCGGGACAGAAAUGAUAUUCGCCUUACAGAAAUUCGCCAGCAUAUCUUGGAUAAUGAAAACAUGUUUAACAAUGUGGAAUCCAUAAGUUUGCCGACUAGUGCACGCAUGCUGAAAAGGCACCAGGUGUCUUUAAAACAACUAUACCGUGUGCCUUUGGAAAGAAAUGCAGACAGAGUGAAGCAAAUGAGGACGGAGUAUGUUCAGGUAUGUUCAGUUUCAAGAUGGCUGUUGUAAUACAAUUCCCUAAUAAUUCUACAUUGUACAGUAAUCAGUAAAUCUCUUUCCAAAAUGUAUUUUUAGAGGGUGAUGGAGCUGGAUGCUGAUGACAACCAUCACAAAUUCAUAUAUUUGGAUGAGGCAGGCUUUAACCUGGCCAAGACAAGGAGGAGAGGUCGGAAUUUCAUUGGCCAGCGGGCAACCAUCCAAGUACCUGGACAACGUGGGGCCAACAUUACCAUGUGUGUGGCUACAUCAGAAGAUGGUGUGGUUGGACGCAGACCUCGUAUUGGAUCAUAUAAUGCAGCUCUCCUUGUAACCUUCCUUGAUGAGCUCGAUCAGGUCUGUAGAGCCGAUGGCGUGACCUAUGUCAUUGUGUGGGAUAAUGUCAGGUUCCACCAUGCUCAUAUGGGUCAAGCAUGGUUUCAGGCCCAUGCACAAUUUAGCACCCUGUAUUUACCCCCAUACUCUCCUUUCCUUAACCCGAUUGAGGAAUUUUUCUCCACAUGGAGAUGGAAGGUUUAUGAUAGGCGCCCUCAUGAACAAGUCACUCUUCUCCAGGCCAUGGAUGACGCAUGCAAUGACAUCACGGCAGACCAGUGUCAGGCCUGGAUUCGCCAUGCCCAAAGGUUUUUUCCAAGAUGUUUGGCUAAUGAAAACAUCCAUUGUGAUGUAGAUGAGAACCUGUGGCCAAAUCCAUAAGACAGAGUUGAUGAAAAUGUAGAAGUACAGUAAUCACUCCUAUGUUUUGCUUUUUACAGUACAAGCAAGCAAGUUGAGGAACACUGCAUUUGAUGUUUUACAGUACUGUAUUGUUUUUCAUCAAUAUAUUUCAGAUUUUGUUCAAUGAUUCCACUGUGUCUGUAGUAUUCUCUCUACUACUGCAGUACUUUUACAGGGAUGUAUUUACAUGUAGUACCAUAAUGAAACAUGUAUCACCUAUUUUGUACUACAAUAUUUAAUUAUUGUACGAACAAUGACACAGUGAAACUAUCGGUUGCUUGUGUGUGGGUGAUCUAAAUUAACGUUUCAUUGGUAUUUCACAAUAAAUUUGUUUUUUGAACCAAUGAUUGUGCAAGUGCAAUAUUUAUUUAAAGAUAUGAAUGCACAAUGCAAUGUUUUGAACAUUGGACAGCCUGUGUUACAAGUGAUGACCGUUUUGAGUUUUGUGUCUAGAGUUUUGAAAAAUGACGUCAAGGUUCUGAAAUUAGUGCCAAAGUGAUUGUAAAAAAAAAACUGUAUGACAACAAAAUAAGGUUUUUAUAAGACAUUGUAUAGUUUUGACAAAAGUGUUCCAAUUUGCAAAUGAUCUGAGGUGUUGUGCUACUUUGGUGUAGUGUUGGGCUAAUUGUGUGAAGGGGUUUGAAAAACCGGGCCCUGUUUUCAAAAUUGUGCUUAAGCAAUUGAAAAAAAACUGUAAGUGAAUUUUGCAGACUGCAGUCGGUUACAAGUAAAUAUAUAAAUGAACUUGUCAGUUGGUCCCAGAGGGAGGAACAGCCUCACAUAGACCAAUAAGAGAAGCAGCUAUGUUGUCAAGCACACCCCAUGUCCAUACAAUAACAGGUAAAUAACGAGUACCAAGAAAGAAUAUCCUGAAUGUUCAGACCCAUGAUUAAAGUACUGUGUGUGUAUCUGUCUGUGUGUGUGUGUGUCUGUGUGUGUGUGUGUGUGUGUCUGUGUGUGUGUGUGUGUGUGUGUGUCUGUGUGUGUGUGUGUCUGUGUGUGUGUGUGUGUGUGUGUGUGUGUGUGUGUGUGUGUGUCUGUGUGUGUGUGUGUGUGUGUGUGUGUGUGUGUGUGUGUGUGUGUCUGUGUGUGUGUGUUUCUCUGUGUAUGUAUGUGUGUGUGUGUGUGUGUGUGUGUGUGUGGGGUGUGUGUGUGUGUGUGUGUGUGUGUGUGUGUGUGUGUGUGUGUGUGUGUGUGCGUGUGUGUGUGUGUGUGUCAAAUAACUAUGACUGCAGUGUGGUAAUCAUUGGCUCACUGUUUAGAGGGUUGCCAACCCAACAAAACUCAACACACAGAAAGUCAAAUAAAACUAUUUUUUCCAAUGCCAGCAAAAUAUUUUGGACACAGUACAGUCGUGGUCUAAAGUUUUGAGAAUGACACAAAUACUAAUUUUCACAAAGUCUGCUUUCUCAGUUUGCAUAUACUACAGAAUGUCAUGAAGAGUGAUCAGAUGAAUUGCAAUUAAUUGCAAAGUCCCUCUUUGCCAUGAACAUGAACUUAAUCCCCAAAAAACAUUUCCACUGGAUUUCAGCCCUGCCACAAAAGGACCAGCUGCCAUCAUGUCAGUGAUUCUCUCGUUAACACAGGUGAGAGUGUUGACGAGGACAAGGCUGGAGAUCACUCUGUCAUGCUGAUUUGAGUUAGAAUAACAGACUGGAAGCUUUAAAAGGAGGGUGGUGCUUGAAAUCAUUGUUCUUCCUCUGUUAACCAUGGUUACCUGCAAGGAAACACGUGCCGUCAUCAUUGCUUUGCACAAAAAGGGCUUCACAGGCAAGGAUAUUGCUGCUAGUAAGAUUGCACCUAAAUCAACCAUUUAUCGGAUCAUCAAUAACUUCAAGGAGAGAGGUUCAAUUAUUGUGAAGAAGGCUUCAGGGCGCCCAAGAAAGUCCAGCAAGCGCCAGGACCGUCUCCUAAAGUUGAUUCAGCUGCGGGAUCGGGGCACCACAAGUGCAGAGCUUGCUCAGGAAUGGCAGCAGGCAGGUGUGAGUGCAUCUGCACGCACAGUGAGGCGAAGACUUUUGGAGGAUGGCCUGGUGUCAAGAAGGGCAGCAAAGAAGCCACUUCUCUCCAGGAAAAACAUCAGGGACAGACUGAUAUUCUGCCAAAGGUACAGGGAUUGGACUGCUGAGGACUGGGGUAAAGUCAUUUUCUCUGAAGAAUCCCCUUUCCGAUUGUUUGGGGCAUCCGGAAAACACCUUGUCCAGAGAAGACAAGGUGAGCGCUACCAUCAGUCCUGUGUCAUGCCAACAGUAAAGCAUCCUGAGACUAUUCAUGUGUGCGGUUGCUUCUCAGCCAAGGGAGUGGGCUCACUCACAAUUUUGCCUAAGAACACAGCCAUGAAUAAAGAAUGGUACCAACACAUCCUCCGAGAGCAAUUUCUCCCAACCAUCCAAGAACAGUUUGGUGACGAACAAUGCCUUUUCCAGCAUGAUGGAGCACCUUGCCAUAAGGCAAAAGUGAUAACUAAGUGGCUCGGGGAACAAAACAUCAACAUUUUGGAUCCAUGGCCAGGAAACUCCCCAGACCCCAUUGAGAACUUGUGGUCGAUCCUCAAGAGGCGGGUGGACAAACAAAAACCCACAAAUUCUGACAAACUCCAAGCAUUGAUUAUGCAAGAAUGGGCUGCCAUCAGUCAGGAUGUGGCCCAGAAGUUAAUUGACAGCAUGCUAGGGCGGAUUGCAGAGGUCUUGAAAAAGAAGGGUCAACACUGCAAAUAUUGACUCUUUGCAUAAACUUCAUGUAAUUGUCAAUAAAAGCCUUUGACACUUAUGGAAUGUUUCUAAAUAUACUUCAGUAUACAAUAGUAACAUCUGACAAAAAUAUCUAAAAACACUGAAGCAGCGAACUUUGUGAAGACCAAUACUUGUGUCAUUCUCAAAACUUUUGACCACGACUGUACAGUAUCACUAUAAUAUAAUUUUGAAUAUUGUUACAUAACUAUUUAAUUUAAUGUUAGGGGGAUGCUGACGCUGCUCGAUCACGCUGCUCGCUCUGUGGGUAAGUGAACGCUCCUACCACUGUCUCUCCAAAGCAUCUUUGACAGGUGUUUUGGCUCACUGCCCUGCACACUGCUUGUAUCCAGUUGGUGAUCUCCCGCUCCUUUAGUAAAGUGCAGCCAGGAUCCAUACAGUGAGUUAGUUCUCUGCUUUCUCUUUGUUUAUCGUACUGGUGCAUGUGUGAUCAAGUGUGUGUUGCUUGUGUGUGUUUGGCACUUCACUGGAGGGGCUUGUUAACAGGAGGCGGGGUGUGUUCAGGAGGCGGGGUGUGUUCAGGAGGCGGGGUGUGUUCAGGAGGCGGGGUGUGUUCAGGAGGCGGUGUGUUCAGGAGGCGGGGUGUGUUCAGGAGGCGGGGUGUGUUCAGGAGGCGGGGUGUGUUCAGGAGGCGGGGUGUGUUCAGGAGGCGGGGUGUGUUCAGGAGGCGGGGUGAACUACUCAAUCAACAAAAAUAGUUAUAUGAAGAAGAUCUAAUAGAACUUGAAGUCCUUCCUGCAACUCUUUAUGGAUUCUACCAACAAAAGGGUUGAUGAUCUGUUUAAGGAUGUAAUGGAAUUUAAACACAGUUUGGAAUUUUAGCAGUCGGAGGUGGAGGAGCUAAAGGGAGUGAAUGUCACCAGCCAGACCACAUUCAAAACCAUAUCUGAGGAUUUCACAAUUUUUGACAAGCACUCUUCCAAAGGAGACUGCCUCGAAAACCAAUCGAGGCACAAUAACCUUUUAAUCGAUGGAAUUGAGGACGUAAAGACUGAAACUUGGCAUGACACAGAAGUCAAGGCCAAUAAACUCCUGGCAGAUCAAUUCAAACUGGACCCUAAACUCAUGGAGCUGGAGAGAGCGCAUACGAAUAGCACUUUCUUCCCCGAUGGACAGCCCAGAUCUAUAGUGGUGAAACUGCUCAUGUUCAAAGACAAGGAGGAGAUUCAGGAGAGCCUGAAGGGAACAAACAUCUUCAUCAAUGAAGACUUCUCUGAAAAAGUACGCCUCAAAAGAAAGGAACUGCUGCCACGACUAAUUGAAGAACGAAAAAAAAGGCUACAUCCCUGAAGAAUGAUCAGCUGGUCGUUCAACCCCUCUCCUAGUUAUAUGGCAAGUGACUCCGCUAUAGUCAAAUGAUUUGACACACACACACCCACACACCCACCCACACACCCACCCACACACACACACACCCACACACACACACACACACACACACACACACACACAAACACACACACACACACACACACACACACACACACACCCACACACACCCACACACACACCCACACACCCACCACACCACACACACACACACACACACACACACACACACACACACACACACACACACACACACACACACACACACACACACACACCCACACCCACCCACACACACACACACACACCCACACACACCCAACCACACACACACACCCACAUAUUUACUCUACGUUGUUCAUGUGUUUCACCUGACCUCAUGAACAGAAACACACAUUGCUCUAAAUGUCAUAACCCUCAGAAGUCUUCAGUGGUGUUAUGUGGACUGUGUGAAUGUGCAUUCCAUGGGAAGUGCACCCCUAUUGAUCAAACUAACACACUAUGUUUCCGUUCCAUUCUCUGGAUGAUUCCAACUGUGUAUCUCCCUUAGUUGGGCAGGAUAUCAACCCUGAUAACAUGGUCUUUAACCCCAUUAGAUAUUAAUGAAGCCAACGAUAAACAUAAUGAUUGUGUUGAUCCAGAUUAAAAUGUCCUGAAAUUGACCAGAAAUAAGUCUGUCACUUGUGAUUACUUAAUGUAAGUAACUGUGAGGACACUGUUUUGCUGCAGCAUCCCAACGGGUAGCUUUCACUGCAUUGUCUCUUUCAAUUAGGUAUGAACCCAAGCCUGUUGGCCCAUGUCAACAUCCCUUUUUCUAAGAGAAAGCGUUUCGGGAGGUUUUAGCAGCUUCUAAGAGAAAGCGUUUCGGGAGGUUUUAGCAGCUUCUAAGAGAAAGCGUUUCGGGGGGGGGGUUCAGCAGCAGUUCUAAAAACACCCUCAUGAAUCCAUGUCAGAUUGUAAAUAAUAAGGGGCUGAGUUAACCUUGAAGAUCAUUUCAUCUUGAUCACAGAAAAAUCGUGAUUCUGUUGAGUGAGUUGUCUUGAUCCCACAUUACAGCACUGUGCUGUAUCUCACUCGUACUGCAGAACGCUCAACAGGCUAUUCCGCUAUUGCAGUGUUCAAUUAAGUUCGUUUAGGAGAAACACAGCGAUUACAAAGUAAAUGGGCUACUAGGGAACAGAGUAGACGUGUGUGUUAUAGUCUCAUAUAUACUGAACAAAAAUAGGAACGCAACAUGCAACAAUUUUACUGAGUUACAGUUCAUAUAAGGAAAUCAGUCAAUUGAAAUAAAUUCAUUAGGCCAUAAUCUAUGGAUUUCACAUGACUGAGCAGGGGCGCAACCAUGGGUGGGCCUGGGAGGGCAUAGGCCCACCUACUGGGGAGCCAGGCCCACCCAAUGGGGAGCCAGACCCAGCCAAUCAGAAUGAGUUUUUCCCCACAAAAAGAGCUUUAUUACAGACAGAAAUACUCCUCAGUUUCAUCAGCUGUCCGAGUGGCUCGUCUCAGACACAGAAGCCGGAUGUGAAGAAGCCGGAUGUGGAGGUCCUGUGCUGACGUGGUUACACGUGGUCUGCGGUUGUGAGGUCAGUUGGACGUACUGACGAAUUCUCUAAAACGACAUUGGAGGCGGCUUAUGGUAGAGAAAUUAACAUUAAAUUAUCUGGAAACAGCUCUGGUGAACAUUCCUGCAGUCAGCAUGCCAAAUGCAUGGUCCCUCAAUACUUGAGCCAUCUGUGGCAUUGCGUGACAAAACUGCACAUUUUAGAGUGGCCUUUUAUUGUCCCCAGCACAAGGUGCACCUGUGUAAUGAUCAUGCUGUUUAAUCAGCUUCUUGAUAUGCCACACCUGUCACAAACAAACAUGGGACCAACACUUUACAUGUUACGUUUCUAUUUUUGUUCAGUAUAGGUAAAACCCUUCACAGUGAGAGAGUCGGCAUGGCCAGAGGCCAGAAUAGAGGCUAAAUAGUCAACUCAGAUGACAUUUCAAGAACAACUAGCUAGCCAGAAUAAGACAGGUUUCAUAAAUAAGCCUACAUAAUUGAGAUUGUUUCCACUUUCAAUAUUAGUAGAUACACUAGGCUAUGUAUGGGUUAUAUUAAUAUAUACACUAGGCUAUGUGUGGGUUAUAUUAGUAGAUACACUAGGCUAUGUGUGGGUUAUAUUAAUAGAUACACUAGGCUAUGUGUGGGUUAUAUUAGUAGAUACACUAGGCUAUGUGUGGGUUAUAUUAGUAGAUACACUAGGCUAUGUGUGUCACGAUCGUCUAGGAGUGAAGGAGACCAAAGCGCAGCGCGUUGAACGAACAUGACUUUAAUUGGGAAAAGCACCGAAAUACAAAACAAAAGACGACUCGUGAAGUCCACAGUACAACGACUGAAACACGGAACAAUAACCCACAAUGCCCACAAGAAAACAUACAGAAUAAAUAUGGCUCCCAAUCAGAGAUAACGAGCCGACAGCUGACACUCGUUACCUCCGAUUGGGAGUCAAUGACCAAACCUAGAAACACACACAACAGAACUACCAACAUAGAAAAUCACCCAAAACCCAACAAAACACAAUACACCCUGGCUCAAACACAAAAGUCCCGGAGCCAGAGUGUUACAGUACCCCCCCCUAAAGGUGCGCACUCCGGGCGCACCAGCAUACAGUCUCGGGGAGGGUCUGGGUGGGCGUCUGUCCACGGUGGCGGUUCUGGCCCUGGUCGUGGUCCCCACCCCACCUUAGUCACCACCCGCUUCCCUAGCCUCCUCCACAUGACCACCCUCCAACUUACUCCACCUGGAUUUAGGGGCAGCACCGGGCUAAGGGACAGCACCGGACUAAGGGGCAGCACCGGACUAAGGGACAGUACCUGACUAAGGGGCGGAUCCUGGCUGGCUGGCUCUGGCGGAUCCUGGCUGGCCGGCUCAUGGCAGGCUGAAGGAUCUGGCUGCUCAUGGCUGGCUGACGGAUCUGGCUGCUCAUGGCUGGCUGACGGAUCGGGCUGCUCAUGGCUGGCCGAAGGCUCUGGCUGAUCCUGUCUGGCGGAAGGCUCUGGCUGAUCCUGUCUGGCAGAAGGCUCUGGCUGAUCCUGUCUGGCAGAAGGCUCUGGCUGAUCCUGUCUGGCAGAAGGCUCUGGCUGAUCCUGUCUGGCGGAAGGCUCUGGCUGAUCCUGUCUGGCGGAAGGCUCUGGCUGAUCCUGUCUGGCAGAAGGAUCUGGCUGAUCCUGUCUGGCAGAAGGCUCUGGCUGAUCCUGUCUGGCGGAAGGCUCUGGCUGAUCCUGUCUGGCGGAAGGCUCUAGCGGCUCUGGUCUGGCGGACGGCUCUGAUGGCUCAUGGCAGACGGGCGGCUUUGCAGGCUUUAGGCAGACGGGCAGUUCAGGCCCCGUUGGGCAGACGGCAGACUCUGGCCGUCUGAGGCGCACCGUAGACUUAGUGCGGGUGGCCGGAACAGGCCGGACCGGGCUGGCGACGCGCACCGUAGUCUUGGUGCGGGUGGCAGGAACAGGCCGGGUCGGGCUGGCGACGCGCACCGUAGUCUUGGUGCGGGUGGCAGGAACAGGCCGGACCGGGCUGGCGACGCGCACCGUAGUCUUGGUGCGGGUGGCAGGAACAGGCCGGGUCGGGCUGGCGACGCGCACCGUAGUCUUGGUGCGGGUGGCAGGAACAGGCCGGGUCGGGCUGGCGACGCGCACCGUAGUCUUGGUGCGGGUGGCAGGAACAGGCCGGACCGGGCUGGCGACGCGCACCGUAGUCUUGGUGCGGGUGGCAGGAACAGGCCGGACCGGGCUGGCGACGCGCACCGUAGUCUUGGUGCGGGUGGCAGGAACAGGCCGGACCGGGCUGGCGACGCGCACCGUAGACUUGGUGCGGGUGGCAGGAACAGGCCGGACCGGGCUGGCGACGCACACCGUAGACCUGGUGCGGGUGGCAGGAACAGGCCGGACCGGGCCGUGGAGACGGAUAGGAGGCCUGGAGCGAACAGCGGACACCACCCGUCCUGGCUGAAUGCCUACCCUCACACACUCUGUGUGAGGCAUCAGCACAGGACGUACAGGGCGGUGUACCCCUGGCCUGGUGGCCUCCUGGAUACUCCCCCUUUUCUCCUCCGUCAGCCCCGUCGUCCAUGCCGUGUGCCCCCCCCUAAAAAUUUUCUGGGGUUGACACACGACCCUCCGACGAUGGCCCUGCUGCCGCCGUUGCUCCUCUCUCGCCAGGGCCUUGAUCCUUCCCCAAGGUCCCUUGCCUCCGAGCAUGUCCUCCCAGGACCACGAUGUGCCCACCUGGGCCAUCGCCAGCCUCUCCAUCUCCUUGCCCGGCGCCUCCUCCCAUGUCCAGUCUCCUUGCUCCUGGACACGCUGCUUGGUCUUUCUUUGGUGGGUUAUUCUGUCACGAUCGUCUAGGAGUGAAGGAGACCAAAGCGCAGCGCGUUGAACGAACAUGACUUUAAUUGGGAAAAGCACCGAAAUACAAAACAAAAGACGACUCGUGAAGUCCACAGUACAACGACUGAAACACGGAACAAUAACCCACAAUGCCCACAAGAAAACAUACAGAAUAAAUAUGGCUCCCAAUCAGAGAUAACGAGCCGACAGCUGACACUCGUUACCUCCGAUUGGGAGUCAAUGACCAAACCUAGAAACACACACAACAGAACUACCAACAUAGAAAAUCACCCAAAACCCAACAAAACACAAUACACCCUGGCUCAAACACAAAAGUCCCGGAGCCAGAGUGUUACAAUGUGUGGGUUAUAUUAGUAGAUACACUAGGCUAUGUGUGGGUUAUAUUAAUAGAUACACUAGGCUAUGUGUGGGUUAUAUUAGUAGAUACACUAGGCUAUGUGUGGGUUAUAUUAAUAGAUACACUAGGCUAUGUGUGGGUUAUAUUAGUGUAUACACUAGGCUAUGUGUGGGUUAUAUUAGUGUAUACACUAGGCUAUGUGUGGGUUAUAUUAGUAGAUACACUAGGCUAUGUGUGGGUUAUAUUAAUAGAUACACUAGGCUAUGAUGCUUUACAUCAGGGGUCACCAACCUUUCUAGCAUUAAAAAAUGAAACAGGUUGCGAGCUACUAUUUUUUCAAGCUUUCAAAUAGGCCCAUUCUUCUGUUCUCCUCUCCCCUGCAACUAUUCCCUAGUGUACAAAAUAAAGUAGCGAACUAUAUUUUCUGUCAAUAGACUUGGUAAAAGAAUGGUUCAGAAACAACUUUAAGGGGGGCCCUAUAAAAUCAGGAUUUUUUUCUCCCAAAUUAUGUUAUUUCUGUUAGAUUUUUCCUGGUUUUAGAUCAUUUUUGUUUUUCACUCUCAAAAUUACAGUUGUUCAUAGACAAACAACGCAAUUGGAUGUUCUGUGUCCAUGUCAAUGCUGAAAUCACAUCAGAAGACAAUUAUUUUAUGGUCUGGAAGAAAUAACACAUUUUGAUUUUUUAGUGUAAUUCCCCUUUAAUUGUGCAUCUGGCCCUUUAAUUGAGCAUUUGGCCCUUUAAUUGUGUAUCUGGCCCUUUAAUUGUGCAUCUGGCCCAUUAAUUGUGUAUCUGGCCCUUUAAUUGUGUAUCUGGCCCUUUAAUUGUGCAUAUGGCCCUUUAAUUGUGCAUCUGGCCCUUUAAUUGUGUAUCUGGCCCUUUAGUUGUGUAUCUGGCCCUUUAAUUGUGUAUCUGGCCCUUUAAUUGUGUAUCUGGCCCUUUAAUGGUGUAUCUGGCCCUUUAAUGGUGUAUCUGGCACUUUAAUGGUGUAUCUGGCCCUUUAAUGGUGUAUCUGGCCCUCUAAUUGUGUAUCUGGCCCUUUAAUGGGGUAUCUGGCCCUUUAAUGGGGUAUCUGGCCCUUUAAUGGUGUAUCUGGCCCUUUAAUGGUGUAUCUGGCCCUUUAAUGGUGCAUCUGGCCCUUUAAUUGUGUAUCUGGCCCUUUAAUUGUGCAUCUGGCCCAUUAAUUGUGUAUCUGGCCCUUUAAUUGUGUAUCUGGCCCUUUAAUUGUGCAUAUGGCCCUUUAAUUGUGCAUCUGGCCCUUUAAUUGUGUAUCUGGCCCUUUAGAUGUGUAUCUGGCCCUUUAAUGGUGUAUCUGGCCCUUUAAUUGUGUAUCUGGCCCUUUAAUGGGGUAUCUGGCCCUUUAAUGGGGUAUCUGGCCCUUUAAUGGUGUGUCUGGCCCUUUAAUGGUGUAUCUGGCCCUUUAAUGGUGUAUCUGGCCCUUUAAUGGUGUAUCUGGCCCUUUAAUUGUGUAUCUGGCCCUUUAACUGCACAUCUAUAGAGUGAGGAAUGUGCAGUCUGAUGUUCUGGUCUAGUGAUGCUUCUGUACUGCUGCUGCUCAUUCCAUGGCAAGGUUUGCAAAUGACAAAUAAUAGAUACAAAUGAUAUACUUCCUCAUGAUAUACUUCCUCAUGAUAUACUUCCUCAUGAUAUACUUCCUCAUGAUAUACUUCCUCAUGAUAUACUUCCUCAUGAUAUACUUCUGCCAGGUAAGCCUACUUUGCAGUUAACAUUUAAUUGAGAAGGUUUUGGGGAAAGUAUUUCUGCCAACCCACAAGAAGGUUAUCACAUCAACUGGCUGGCUACACAUGGAGUGUUAGACAAACACGCGCACCACACAGACAGAAUACUGCAGCUCGCGAUCGACCUGUUGGAGACCGCUGCUUUACGCCAUCAAGUCAAUCACACUCAAUUCUAAGACAUUCUGAGCCAUGUUACAGGAAUCGACUUAACAUUCCUCUAAACUCACUCCACUUUGGAGGGCAAUCUACACCAAAGGAAGACUAGAUAAUAUUGACACCAAUCUACACCAAAGGAAGACUAGAUAAUAUUGACACCAAUCUACACCAAAGGAAGACUAGAUAAUAUUGACAAUUUCCUCAAAUUUGAGCUUCACCACUGUAGUAAUUGACUGGACCCCGGAGCGUGUUUGAGACCAUAAUUGAAUUAUCAAAUUUCCCUAAAACACAAAAAGGCAAGAAGAAAAGUGGAUUUAAAUACUGUAAAGUUAUUUGCAAAGAGCAUCUGCUGAGUCAGCCGGAUUUACUCCCUAACAAAUAAACAGAAAUGGAAAUGAUGGUGAUAACCUCUAUAGUCUCAAAAUAACCUAUCCCGUCUCAGUGUGCAUCCCAAAUGGCACCCUAUCCCCUAGGUCAUAACGUACGUUCUGUGACAACACAAAGGUACUUUCAAAGGCGCAUAAAAUCCAUUCCGUAUUCAGACCACAUGCACAACAUGGACCCCUCCAAAAAACCUCUCUGUCUGACAACAGUCUGAGAAUCUAAGGAUGUUUCAACGCAGGACUGUGAGCAUCAAAAUGAUACCGAGCAUCUAAAUGAUGCUGAUAACGACAUAUGAGUUCACAGAAACCUUACAGCCUUAUCAACCCAAAUGGUAGGAGGGAGCUGAGAGCAGCAUGAAUGGGGACAGAGCAAACUGCCAAGAGGUUCAACUGCCAAGGAAGAUACAUUAUAGGGAUUUACUCAACUGCAGUGGGUCUGAACUGUUGUUUUGUAGCUAACUGUCCAUCAAGUUCCAGAACUCAUUGACCAUUUUAGACUCUUUGUUAUCAAAAUACGAGUGUGUAGUCCAGGGUGUCGUCCAGGGUGUAGUCCAGGGUGUAGUCCAGGGUGUCGUCCAGGGUGUCGUCCAGGGUGUCGUCCAGGGUGUCGUCCAGGGUGUAGUCCAGGGUAUGUCACGAAUAGAAUAACAGCACCAUGCUUCUCUGGACUCAAUUCUACAUUCAUCAAGUAUUUCAAUGCAACCUACACUACAGAGGGAAAAGUGAGCAUUGUAAUCCACCUGCCCUGUAGGGAAAUGGCCACUCUAAACUGUCUGGAGCACUUAAGAGCAAGACAUCCACUGAAGGGACUGAAUCCAGCUUUCAGUGAAUGGUCACACACACACACACACACACACAGACACACACACACACACACACACACACACACAGACACACACACACACAAACACACAUCCUCUCUCUCUCUCUCUCUCUCUCUCUCUGUGUAAAUGCUGGAAGCAAGCAAUGAACAACAAAAGCCAAGCAACUCUUGUGUGUCCAGUCUUACUACUGCUCACCAAUAUGUGGGUUUUGGCUGUAAUAAAUCAUUAUAUUGCUAAUGCAGCAACUACAAAUUGAGGAGAAUCUGAAACAACGGUGUUCAUUAUGGUUUUGGCCAAGUGCAAAAACAGAGGCAGAGACACAAGGCUCUAACUAUCUCAUCUGAGAUAGGGCUAAAUGCACAAUUAAAGGGUCUUUAGCCCAUCAACUUUCAACUAAUCACUGCAGAGUAAUAACUGUCAAAUUAUCUACCAUUGUAACGCAAUAGACGGCAUGACGCAAUAGCUUGCCUUUUGUUGUAAAAACAGUGAUAGUGAGAAAAUAAUCUCUUAUUUAGAAGAAACCUGUUAUUAAAGACUUAUAUUAUACUUAUUGUAAUAAAACAUUAUUAUUAUUAUUAUUAUGUAACAGGCUAUCUGAAGUCUUCAGCAGUUUGAGUGCAUCAUGAACUUGUCUCUCCCAGAGGAGCGCGUUGCGUUGAAACUCCCCGCUCCUAUAACCUCACAGCUGUAAACCCCACUCUCAUCCCUCAAAAAACACCAUCAAAACAUUUCAAACAAGUCUCAAUACUCACCGCCAAAUGCACGGAACAGGCAGGUUUUUCCUUCGUAAUAUCACGUUUUAUUCACUACGUCCAAGAUAAUCUAACGGUAAACAAGCAGUCUCCGUCGCCCCCGAACCAACGAAUGGCAGAGGGUCCUUUCCGCUCCUCCGUUUCUCUCUAAACGAUGAGACGACGACGUAAAUUGUACAUCCUAGGCACCCUCUGUUGUGUCUCGUGUCGAUUUAUCCGGUGUCCGUUUGUUUCUGGAGGACUUCACCUUUGCCUUCGCUUCGGCAAACCUUUCCGCCCGUUACCGAACGGGGUCCGUCUGACUGACUGUUUGUCUGAGCAGCUUCUGUUCUGCAGAACGUCCAGCCCCGUUCUAGAGCUAGAAGGACUGAGCUCCCAUCCCUCUCCUCCCAUCCCCAAUCAUCUACCCCAGUUCCAUCACCACCAAGCAGCUUGUGUCUGUGAAGUUCACACUGGAUAGAUACACAGCCCUGAAUGUGAUGGUUUCCUACCUCUAUGGAGUAGCCUAG
Messenger RNA from Coregonus sp. 'balchen', 25599 nucleotides. The record is from the annotation of a GenBank genome assembly. Lineage: Eukaryota; Metazoa; Chordata; Actinopteri; Salmoniformes; Salmonidae.